Drosophila takahashii is the source of this 728-nucleotide messenger RNA. RefSeq lists its product as uncharacterized. Gene Ontology annotation, cellular component: membrane. Lineage: Eukaryota; Metazoa; Arthropoda; Insecta; Diptera; Drosophilidae. The record is from RefSeq and is a predicted model, not a curated record. Gene Ontology annotation, biological process: vesicle-mediated transport.
AAACUCCUAAAAAAAAUGAGUAGUUUAAAGUCGGACCUAGACGAGUACUUGCUCCUGCAGAGCGAUCAGAAGAAGACCUUCAACGUCAAGCUGCCACAGCUGAAAGUUCCGUUUUUCCGCUCGGAGCCAGAGGCGAAUAGUUUCCUGAAGGACACGGACUCGUGCUUCCCAAAAUUGUCCCGCCUGCAGCGAAUCGUGGGCUUCGUGGCCUGUCUGGGAAUGGGCGCACUCUGCAUGACGCUCUCCACAUUCUACAUUCCCGUCCUAAUUUUGAAGGCCAGAAAGUUCGCCCUGCUCUACACGCUGGGCAGCCUCUUCUUCAUUCUGAGCUUCUGCUUCCUCUCCGGAUUCGGCUCCUUUCUCAAGCAGAUGUUCUCCAAGCCGCGACUGCUCACCUCGAUCUCGUACAGUUCCUGCCUCCUUCUGACUUUGUACUGCGCCUUGGUGGCCAAGAGCACCGCAUUCACUGUCCUCUUCGCAGUGGCCCAGAUAAUUGCCUUGCUCUUCAUGAUUCUGGGCAUGGUUCCGGGUGGAGCAACGGGGCUCAAGUUCUUUGGGCAGCUCUUCAAGAGCAGCGUCUCUGCGUCGGCAAGUGUGCUGCCUGUUUAAAAGGAGGAAGGGCUGACGAAACGAAAAAUCAUCCACCACCGCAGCAACGAAAAGUAACUUAUUUAAAACUCAUUGAUAAAUCUAAAAUAAAACUUAUUUGUGAUACAACGCCUCUCAAA